AACCAGUGCUGCUAUUUCCCUCUAUCCCAUUUCAGAUCCAACGUUCGACUCUUAAACCAUCAAGAACAAUUUCAAAAUGGGAGUAAAAAAUCUGUGGGAAAUUCUAGAAUCUUGCAAGAAAACCCUUCCUCUUCACCAUCUCCAGAACAAGAGGGUUUGCAUAGAUCUAUCAUGUUGGAUGGUUCAACUUCACAAUGUGAACAAAUCCCACUGUGCUAUGAAAGAUAAGCUUUAUCUUAAGGGUUUGUUUCACCGAGUUCGGGCCCUCAUCGCCUUGAAUUGUAGUGUUAUAUUUGUUACAGAUGGAUCGAUUCCGGGCAUCAAAGUAUCUACAUAUAGAAGGCGUCUACACUUGGACAAUGAGGGAACUCAAGAUGAAUCUUCCUCAAACAAAAAUACUUCACUUCAGAGGAAUAUGGGCUCUGAGUUCUCAUGUAUGAUAAAAGAGGCCAAGAUUCUUGCCUCGACAUUAGGGGUUCCAUGUUUAGACGGUAUCGAGGAAGGUGAAGCUCAGUGUGCAUUAUUGGAUUCGGAGUCAUUAUGUGAUGGAUGUUUCUCUUCAGACUCGGAUAUCUUUCUCUUCGGAGCAAGAACAGUUUACAGGGAUAUAUGCCUUGGUGAAGGUGGUUAUGUUGUUUGUUAUGAAAUGGAUGACAUUGAGAAAAAACUUGGAUUCGGAAGAAACUCAUUGAUUGCUCUAGCUGUCCUUCUUGGUUGUGAUUACUCACCUGGUGUGCGUGGGAUCGGUCCCGAUUUGGCAUGCCAGAUUGUUAGAUCUUUUGGUGAAUCUGCGGUUCUUCAACGACUUGCUUCGCAUGAAUUGUUGCUUAAAAAGAAAGCUAAGUGUUCCAAGAAACAUAAUCAGGUUUCCGGCUUUAACAAUAAAGAGAACAUACCGCCUCAAGAUUUAAACAUUAUAGGGCAUAAAAGUAAUUUACCAACGAAUCAUCAGUUUCAGCAAGUGAUGGAUGCAUACCUCAAACCGAAAUGCCAUUCAGCUGACUCUCAAAUGGUCCAAAGGGUUCUUGGUAUGCAUCCAUUUCAACGGACGAGGCUUCUGCAAACAUGUCAUCGGUUUUUUGAGUGGCCUCCGGAGAAAACAGAUGAGUAUAUUCUUCCUAAGAUUGCCGAAAGAGACUUGAGACGAUUUGCAAAUCUACGGUGCACUUCUUCUGACUUAGGAGUUCGACUUCCUUUAGAUAAGAUGCCAGUGAAGUGUCCGGUUUCUGGAAUAAUUAAACGCAGAAAAGCUCAAGGAAAAGAAUGCUUUGAGGUUUCAUGGGAAGACAUGGAUGGACUUGGUAGCUCUAUUGUACCAGCUGAACUUGUCCACAGUGCAUGCCCAGAAAAGAUAGUCGAGUUUGAACAGAUGAUAGCCGAAAAGAAGAAGCCAAAACCGCGUAAACCAAAGAAAACCGAGACAAACAAAUCUGUGAGUGAAGUUGAAGCCAAACUUCAAGAACUCCUGCUUGAAAUUGAAGGUACAAGUUCUUCUGGGCAAAACUAUCGGUUAAUCGAUGAACCGAUGGUCAACUCGAAGUCGAACAUCGAGGAGGUGAAAGGUACAUGUUCUUUUGGUCAACACUAUCGGUUAAUCGACGAGUCACUAGUGAACACGAUGUCAAACAUCAAGGAAGUGAAAGGUACAUUUUCUUCUGGUCAAAACUAUCGGUUAAUCGAGGAACCACUGGUCAACACGAGGUCAAACAUCAAGGAAGUGAAAGGUACAUGUUCUUCUGGUCAAAACUAUCGGUUAAUAGAUGAAACACUAGUCAACACAAGGUCAAAUAUCAAGGAAGUGAAAGGUACAAGUUCUUCUGGUCAAAACUAUCGGUUAAUCAACGAGUCACUAGUCAACACAAGGUCAAACAUCAAGGAAGUGAAAGGUACUUGUUCUUCUGGUCAAAACUAUCGGUUAAUAGAUGAGCCACUGGUCAACACAAGGUCAAACAUAGUGGAAUUGAAUGGCACAUUUUCUUCUGGUCAAAACAGUAAAAACUAUCGGUUAAUCGAUGAACCGCUGGUCAACAUGAGGCCAAACAUCGAGGAAGUGAAGACAGAGGUUGUAAAUCUGUCUACACCUUUAGUAACAAAAACAAACGGAAAAGUUGAAACACAGGUCGUUGAUCUUGUGAGCCCGUUUUCGGUUGCUUGUCCUUCGAAAAAUCUAGACGUUAAUGUCAUUGAUUUGAGUGAAUCUGAGACGGAGGUAUCGCCUGAACAUGCGAAAAAGGCGCGAGAACUUAGAUUAUUCGUAGCUAAAAUCAGGGAUGACAUUUCUUAGAUUAUUUGUAGCUAGUGUACAAAUGGGUGUGCUUUAACUAAGUGUAACGUUAUUGAUUGGAUUUAGAAUAAGAGUUGUGUUUUUCCUUAAA
Molecule: messenger RNA, 2375 nt
Organism: Helianthus annuus (common sunflower)
Lineage: Eukaryota; Viridiplantae; Streptophyta; Magnoliopsida; Asterales; Asteraceae
Product: single-strand DNA endonuclease 1
Exons: 13
Coding region: 77-2284 (735 amino acids)
Molecular function (GO): 5'-flap endonuclease activity; DNA binding
Source: RefSeq, a predicted model, not a curated record